AUAACAUCCUUAUUGUUGUGGCGAUAAUCCUCUUUAGUAGUAAUGGAUGCUGUAAUAUUGGUAUAUAUUAUUACACUUGCGCUGAAACAUAAAAUACUUCAUUUUUAGGCCACGGUUUGUUUGAAGUAUUAUAUUGUAGAUCAAUCCUUCUCUUUUUCAGUUAUCUAGAGUAACUAAGUUAGCUAGCUAGCAAGUUAGCUGCAAUUACUGUUAGCCUCAAUAAAUUCAGUAACAAGGAGGUCAGCUAGCUAAUUUGCAAGUGUGUACGUAUUGACCUGCGGGCGGGGAAAAAUGGCAAACCUCUUCCAAAAGACAAAGUGGGGACAGGAAUCAGAGGGAUGCACGACGAGAGAGGACACUCAGGAGGGCAUGAGCCGAUAAAAACGGAAAAAGGAUAAUGAUUUCGCGAUACAGUAGGAGACUAGUAUCGCACAAUCUUGAGAUUCGGGGCAUAUCCCGAAGCAGCCUUGACCAUCACCCUCUCCCAGAGGAGGAAGACGAUAACUUCCUCCCCCAGCGCCUCCUCCAUGACCUUCAGGAAGCUGUCUCCACUUACAACAGCUCGGAGACGACAUCUGCAGCCUCUCGCCGGUCAGACUGUCCAACGGCCACUACUGGAGACACGACGCGGUCCUGGUCUGGGAUCCACAGCUACACAGGGACGGGUAUCUCUACAGAGAGGAGCUCUGUGUUCUCCUGGGGCUAUGAUGAAUUUGACAAGGCGGCGUCGCAACAGGUGCAGCAGAUGUUUGAGGAGAUUGACGAGGAGCUUUAUGAGGGGCGGGGUGGGGUGCAUCUACGGGGGCUGCAAGAUGAGUGUCAUCAGUGGGCCUUCAGGUUCCCUCACCUACGGAUUCUGGGUAGUCAGCUGGUGUGUCCCAGUGACGAGGGCUUCCAGUGGUACGCCACUUCAGGGGAGGGGACCGGGACAGCCAGCAGCAGUGCAGCUGGACAAAAGGACAGCAUCAGUAGCAAGCCCCAGGACAAGGACAAGCCUGGCCCCUGCACAGAUCUGUGUGUGCAGGGUAGGAAGGCUGUGCUGUCCAGGCCCAGUGCGGAUGUUGACCACCCCCCUGGUACUCCCAGUGGAUCCAGAGGUCAUGACAGGCCCAGGGUGAUCGAGGCUGAAGGCCUGAUGGAGGAGUACCUGGCCUUUGACUGCAGGGAUUUGGAUGACAAGUGGGAGCGGGGGUGCAUGGGGGCUGGUCGGCGGCAGUACGGCCUGCCUCCGGUGUCUCCCUACCGCUGUCGCAGACAGGCAGUCCUCGACCUGCUGUUUGACGAUGUGUGGCGAGAGCUGUUUGGCUGGAUGGAGGAGCUGGUCCGCAGGCACUGGGAGGGCUGUGUGUCAGAUGAUGAGAAAAAUGCAGUGAACUUCAGCCCAUCCCAGUCAGAUGCUCAGAACCCUUUCCAGCUCCUGUCCACACUGCCCACCCAGAGCAGGGUGCCCCAGCUAACAGGAACCCCGCAACCCCAGUCCAGUCGGGUUACAGUAGAGGCGGCGGUGACACAUCACAACCUCAACGAACUCAUAGUCAUCCACGGCAUCCCCCUGCAGCAGAGGAACCUGGGAGUGAUGGAGAGAGCCCAGUAUGGAGACCAUAAGGACCCUGAGGAGAGGGUGAUGACCCAUAGGCCAGGGUCCACCGUGAUUCCGUCUAGCAAGCCACGUCCUCGCCGGGUGCUAGAGCAGAGCUCCUCCUCCCUGUCCCGCCCUGCCCAGUCGGCGAGACGCCGUAACCUGCCUCCGCGCACCCUUUUGCCCCUGGUUCCCAGCCUGACGCAGUCCAGUGCCGCUGGCUCCAUGGAUGAGGUCAUCCGUGGGACGCGCCUACCCACAGCCAGUGACCGCCUGGCCCCUCCUCCGAUGCCUCUGAGCAGGAACACACUCCUUCCUCCCAUCGGCUCAGGGGACGCUGAGCCCAGGCACUCUGGACAGCACUUCAGACCUACUCAGCGGCAUAGACACUCGUCCAGUCGUGCCCACAGUGCUGUUACAGAUGAGGCAGGUAGUUUGCUUCCUCGGGAUCGGCUUCAUCAAUUGGACAUAUUCUCCCGUCCCAACACCACCCACACCUACAGGUCGGACACCCCUUACCGCCGCUCCUUCACGGUGCUGGACAACAUUGGACAGGGACGUCCUGGCAGGGCAUCUGUGGGUACAGACUCUCUGGGAAUUGGAGUGACGGGCAUCAGUCUGGGCAUCAGCAGCUCCUCCUUUCUGGACUCCUUUGCCCACCACCCCCUGGGCCACUCCCCCAUUGAAGAUGAGGAGGAGUCUGACACAGAAGCCCCUCAGCCAGCUCUACUGGUGCCUGUUUCAGUCCCAGCAAGCUCCCACAACCGGGGUGGCUUCAUGUCCCGCAGUAGCAGACCUGGGUUGUAGCUGCUUUGACCUCACCCACCUCCACCUUCUCCAACCCCACUCUCCUCAGCACAGCAGGGUGCAAGCCCUGCUUCAGAUCCCAACGGUGCCCUCAAACGACACUUUAUAGAGAAGCAGAUCUUUUGUACAAUGUACUGUUUGGUGUUUUUAUUUAUUGAUGCUUUUUGUCUUUCGAGAGCCUUAUUUUUGUAUUUUGGAACUCUCAGCUUACCUGGCUGCCAAAGAUAGUAAACUGUCUCAUUUACCACCUGUAUGUUGGUAUGUACUCUACCGUUCAAAAGUUUGGGGUCACUUAGAAAUGUCCUUGUUUUUGACUAAUCUAAGUUUGAGCUGUUCGGAUCAGAAAGAAGAACAUUCGUGAGAUUCACAAAAAAUGGAAAGAUGCUGGAGGCGUGCUUGACACCUUCUGUCAAGCAUGGUGGAGGCAAUGUGAUGGUCUGUGGGUGCUUUGGUGGUGGUAAAGUUGGAGAUUUGUACAGGGUGAAAAGGAUCUUGAAGAAGGAAGGCUUUCACUCCAUUUUGCAACGCCGUGCCAUACCCUGUGGACGGCUCUUAAUUUGAGCCAAUUUCCUCCUACAACAGGACACAGCUCGAAACUUUGCAAAAACGAUUUAGGGAAGAGGCAGUCAGCUGGUUUUCUGUCUAUAAUGGAGUGGCCUGCACAGUCACCGGAUCUCAACCCUAUUGAGCUGUUGUGGGAGCAGCUUGACCGUAUGGUACGUAAGAAGUGCCCAUC
This is a messenger RNA of Salvelinus namaycush (lake trout), 3122 nucleotides long. Its product is annotated as protein FAM149B1-like. The transcript has 15 exons. Lineage: Eukaryota; Metazoa; Chordata; Actinopteri; Salmoniformes; Salmonidae. Gene Ontology annotation, biological process: protein localization to cilium; cilium assembly. The coding region runs from base 398 to 2386 and encodes 662 amino acids. The record is from RefSeq and is a predicted model, not a curated record.